AUGACGUGUUUCACCCAGGCACAAAAUAUACCAAGUGUAGCUCAGAAUCCAAACUACGCCUUGUAUCCACAGUACUACGCUCAAGUUCAAACCGUACCUCAUCUUAAUCUGCCAGAGCAUGAUCCGCCCAUAUCAUUCCCAACGGAGUAUAAUUUUAAAUACGAUGAAUUUGUUCAACCUCAGCCGCAGACUUCCGGAGCGAUGCGGUUUGCCUGGCGUAUGCUGCAGACCAUGAUAUUACCCCAGCAAGGGAACGCUGUCAUGUGUCCGAUCCUACCGCAGACGCUGCUAGCGAGCCUGGACGAUGCCGCGGACGAUGGUGCCAAGACAGAACUACGCUCCUCAUUGCUUGCCUCCUCAAAGGAACUGGGCAAACUGGUACGCAACCAGAUUAGUGACACCCAACAGUCGGGCGUGAACAAACUCGACCAAGCCAUGGCCAUCUUUCUCGGUACCGGUACAAAAAUCAGCCAACCCAUCCAGGAGAACGCACUGAAAGAUGGGGUAGAAUUUUUGCGCGUCAACUUCAUGAACCGGAAUGACGCUGCUGCUACUGCCAAUAACUGGGUUUCCCAAAAAUCCCGUGGCAACAUACGAGAGAUAGUCGCACCCAAUGCCCUGGAUGCCUCUACCCGACUGAUGUUGGCGAGCGUUAUAUAUUUCAAGGGGAAAUGGAAGAACCAGUUCACUAAAACGGAACCGGGACUGUUCGAGACAGCGCCAAGCUUUGACAAAUCGAGCGCCCCAACCACUCGCCAGGUGCCGAUGAUGUACAUGUUUAACAAGCUCCGGUACGGCGAGGUAGACUUCCAGGAUGGAAAUGGCAUGCGCUGGGUGGAGCUACCGUACGAAGGGUCCGCCGGACUGUCGAUGAUUCUGAUGCUGCCGAAGGUGCGCCACCAGCUGCAGCGAUCGGUCGACCAGCUGAAGGUUACGGAUGUGGCCGAGAUCAUUUCGGGCUUGAAGCAGAUGCGCAGCGCCUACAAGAUGCAUCUGUACGUGCCAAAGUUCAAUCUGUAUAGCUCGCUGUCGCUGGUGCAGGCGCUGAAGAACCUGGGCCUGAAAUCGAUCUUUGACCGACCGUCGGCGCUUAGCGGCCUUGCCGACGAACCGCUGGUGGUGCGUGAUGUCUCCCAGCGGACGUUCAUCGCGAUCGACGAGCAGGGAACCACCGCAACUUCGGCAGCUGCACUGUCGUUCGUGGCACUCAGUGCAGCACCACCACCACCCACCAUUAACUUCACCGUAAACGAACCCUUCCUCUUGAUGAUCGUCGACAAAACGAAUCAGUAUCCCUUGUUUGUGGGAAAGAUAGUAAACCCGGAAUCGAACUAA
This is a messenger RNA of Anopheles marshallii, 1335 nucleotides long. RefSeq names its product antichymotrypsin-2-like. The record is from RefSeq and is a predicted model, not a curated record. Bases 1 to 1335 code for a protein of 444 amino acids. The transcript has 5 exons. Gene Ontology annotation, molecular function: serine-type endopeptidase inhibitor activity. NCBI's taxonomy places the organism in Eukaryota, Metazoa, Arthropoda, Insecta, Diptera, Culicidae.